Ziziphus jujuba (common jujube) is the source of this 2553-nucleotide messenger RNA. Its product is annotated as U-box domain-containing protein 30. The coding region runs from base 458 to 1807 and encodes 449 amino acids. NCBI's taxonomy places the organism in Eukaryota, Viridiplantae, Streptophyta, Magnoliopsida, Rosales, Rhamnaceae. Gene Ontology annotation, biological process: protein ubiquitination. Gene Ontology annotation, molecular function: ubiquitin protein ligase activity. The record is from RefSeq and is a predicted model, not a curated record. The transcript is spliced from 2 exons.
GGUUUUUCAGCAAACUGCCCCAAAAGCAGAGCUGUAGAGUAAGCCUUUGCCAGGGGAUAUGGCUUUUCUUUGCUCUCUCUCUCUUCCCUUUGCCCAUGGCGGUGUUGUUGAUUUAACCCUUUUCAAGCUUGAGCAUGAAGUGAAAGAAGUUUGAUUAUGUGUUUAUGAUGGUAAUGAUGCUUUUGACCACAGAAAGAGAUCAGAUAAAGCAAAGAGAGAAAAAAAAAGGAACAGAUGUUGUGCAUUCACAAUAAAGAGACUAUUACUUGCGAUUGUGAAUGAGAAAGAAAUAAAACUUGCAGGAAUUUUUGUUUCUCUCUUUGUCCCUUUUCACGCAUUUCAUGUGCAAGCCAGAUGUAAUGUUUCUCUGAAAGGAGCUUGCCAUUGCAGUGAUUUUGAGGGGUUAGUGUCUUCUCUUGCUGUUCUUUUUUUAUUUCUUUGUAAAGGGGUUUCAAAGAUGCCGAUGUUUCAGCCCUCUAAGAGGGAUGGGGUAGUUGGAUUCGAUGGUGGUGGAGAUGGGCAUAUUCUAGAUCUGGAUACUGCCGUUAAAGAUGGGGUUUUGGGUGGCGUUGAUGGUGGGGUUGUGGGAGCUGGAGUUGGUGAGAAAUUGGAUCUGAAGAAGAUGAUUGAAGAGCUAGACUUGUCUGAGGUUCCCUCUGUGUUUAUCUGCCCAAUCUCACUUGAGCCAAUGCAAGAUCCUGUGACCCGUUGUACCGGCCAAACAUAUGAGAGGUCUAACAUUCUCAAAUGGUUCAAUUUGGGGCACCUCACUUGCCCAACUACUAUGCAGGAGCUUUGGGAUGAUUCAAUAACGCCCAAUAGCACACUUUACCAUCUAACCUACACUUGGUUUUCUCAGAAGUAUCUGCUUAUGAAAAAGAGGUCGGAAGAUGUACAGGGCAGGGCUUCGGAGCUUCUCGAGACGCUGAAGAAGGUGAAGGGUCAAGCUAGGGUGCAAGCCCUUAAGGAGCUCCAGCAAGUUGUGGGAACCCAUGCCACAGCUAGGAAGACGGUGAUUGAUGAAGGUGGGAUUGCUCAAAUUUCAUCUUUACUUGGCCCAUUUACUUCCCAUGCGGUUGGUUCCGAAGCCAUUGCCAUACUUGCCAACCUGAGCCUUGAUUCGGAAUCUAAAACGAACUUGAUGCAGCCCGCGAAGAUUUCGAUAAUGGUGGACAUUUUGAAUGAGGGUUCCAUAGAGACGAAAAUCAAUUGUACAAGGUUGAUUGAAACGCUGAUGGAAGAGAAGGAUUUUAGGUCGGAAAUCGUUUCUAGCCAUAGUCUACUGGUUGGAUUGAUGAGGUUGGUGAAAGAUAAGAGACAUAAAAAUGGAAUCUUGUCCGGACUUAGCCUCCUCAGAACUAUAUGUUUGCAUAAGGAAGUAAGAGGUUUGAUUGUGAGAAUUGGAGCUGUUUCUCAAUUGGUUGAAUUGUUGCCUGCUUUGGAUCCGGAAUGCUUGGAAUUAGCCCUUUUCAUCUUGGACGCUUUGUCAUCUCUUCAAGAGGGAAGAUUAGCUUUGAAAGACUGUUCGAACACAAUACCGAAUAUGGUGAGGCUUCUAAUGAGAAUUUCAGAGAGCUGCACCCAAUAUGCACUGUCAAUCUUGUGGUCUGUCUGCAAACUUGCGCCGGAGGAAUGCUCGUCGGUUGCUGUGGAAGCUGGUCUUGCGGCAAAGCUCCUCCUUGUCAUCCAGAGUGGUUGCAGUUCCGUGUUGAAGCAACGGUCUGCGGAGCUUUUGAAGUUGUGCAGUCUAAAUUAUAGCGAUACCAUAUUCAUUUCCAAGUGCAAGCUCACAAGAACAAUUCAAUGAUUGGAAAAAAGUUUAUAUGGGUUUUGAGCACCACCGCUUGUUGUCUGGGAUAACCAAAAUGAUGACCUGCCUGAUCUAAUACGAAGAAUUUCAGGUAAACCCAAUUGAAUAGGGGUUUUUUUGGGGUACAAAUCAGCUCUCCUGUACAUACUUAAAAAAGUAUUUUCGUUCCAACAAUUCAUUCAACAUUCAUGAAGAAGAAUCAUAAUGUGACAUCACACCAUGGUUGCUGUGGCAGAAUCAUGUCCAUCUUUAUUUGCUGAUAUGCCCGUGGUAAUGUUUUUCUAAAUAAAUCCUGGCGAGAAAGAAGAACGGUUUAGUUGUUGUUGGAUAAAGAUACUUGUUAGGAGGGGAAUUUACGGGGGCAAAAAAAAAAUUGGAGCUUGCAAUUGCAAUUGUAAUUGUUAAGUCAUUGCUUUGCUCCAUUGUUCUAGUGUAAACUCUAUUUGUCCUUUGGGGUUCAAAAGCCUCCUAUUAUCCUUGUUGAUUUUAGUGAAAAUUUUGCUAUUGACCCCCCACAAUUGUAAAAAAACUGCAGGGCCUUUGCGCUUUGUCCAUCGAAAAUUUCCAUUCAAUGUGUAAAACGAAAUCAACCAUUUUCACUUUCCAUGUCUUUCUGCUUCUUAUACAUUGCACCUUGUUUUCAGCAAUAAUGUUGUUAUGUCUGUCAAUCUAUCUUUUCUAAUUGAUUGGUAUUCUUCUUUUGCUUGUAAUAAUAAUAAUAAUAACAAUAAUUUCAUUUUCCA